GAUCCGCUCCCUUAGGACAUCACGGCUCCCGGUAGUCAGCUCCAAAUAAGUUCCACGCGUGGUCCUUCCAGAGCAGCAUCCUCCCGCUUCAUCAUUUCAUUCUUGUUUACCGUUACGGACACCUAAGGACCAUUACUCUGCAAAAUGAGGAGGAGCCGGAACAAGCCAUAACCCGGAAGCAGUAGCGUGGACCUGAUCAUGCUUGCAGCACCUUGAGCUGAAAUGUUGCAGGGCACAGAAGGCUCGGUUAUCAGUAAGAAACGAGAACGUCAUUUUUCUUUCUUUGCUUUGGUACCCACAAUUCUUUCUCGGCGGUUCGGCUAAAAGAGAAGCAUCCUCAAGAAGUGAUCACAGGGUCGAGAAUGAGAAACACUGAUCUUGGAACAGACAAGCUGUUAUAAUAUAAACUCUGCCUCUUUCCACUGCUGAGAUGAGUCGUCACCUGUGCAUUUGGCUUUUUCGGAAUCCGUCUCUCAGUGUGUGCCCCAAGAGACAUGUCGUCCUCUACUGUCAGCAAUUUAGACAAAUAAACCUUGAUACAAGGUGGUGGGAUUUUAGACAAAACAAGACUCACGUUCUCUCUCAGCUCUUAAAUAAGCGUUGGCCCAGGAGCUACUGUCAUCAGGACACAAGGGAACUCUGGAGACACAAAGCCCUACAGAAGUAUCUGAGAGACCUGAAACAGGAGUACCAAGCCCUUGACCAGUGUCUGCAGGGUGUCUCUGAGAAGGAAGGAGACCGAAGGGCCUUACACAGAAGGCGUGCACAGCUGGCACCGCUUGCAGCUGUUUAUCAAGAAAUUCAGGAGGCCGAACGAGCCAUUGAAGAAUUAGAGUCAAUGUGUAAAAGUCUAAAUAAACAAGAUGAAAAGCAAUUGCUAGAACUUGUAUCAGAAGAAAGGCAAAUCAUUGAUCAGAAGAUGGACAGACUGUAUAGUGAGCUUUUGGAGCAUUUGGUGCCUAAGGAGAGGUGCGACCGGAAUGACGUUAUUCUAGAAGUGACAUCUGGAAGAACUACUGGAGGUGAUAUCUGUCAACAAUUUACCCGAGAAAUAUUCGAUAUGUACCAGAAUUAUUCAUACUAUAAACACUGGAAAUUUGAGCUGCUGAAUUACACUCCAGCAGAUUAUGGUGGACUGCAUCAUGCUGCUGCCCGAAUUUCUGGUGACAGUGUCUAUAAGCAUUUGAAGUAUGAAGGAGGAAUCCAUCGAGUUCAGCGAAUCCCAGAGGUGGGCCUGUCCUCACGGAUGCAGCGUAUUCACACGGGAACAAUGUCAGUUAUUGUUCUUCCGCAGCCAGACGAGGUAGAUGUGAAAGUGGAUCCCAGGGAUCUGCGUGUAGACACAUUUCGAGCCAAAGGAGCAGGUGGGCAGCAUGUGAACACAACAGACAGUGCUGUGAGGCUUGUUCAUGUCCCCACAGGACUGGUAGUAGAGUGCCAACAAGAACGAUCACAGCUGAAAAAUAAAGAAAUAGCUUUGCGCGUGUUGAGAGCCAGACUCUACCAACAGAUAAUCGAGAAAGACAGGUGUCAGCUGCAGAAUGCUAGAAAACUGCAGGUGGGAACAAGAGCCCAGUCGGAGAGAAUUCGGACAUAUAAUUUCACCCAGGAUAGAGUCACUGACCACAGGAUAGCAUAUGAAGUUCGUGACAUUAAGGAAUUUUUACGUGGUGAGAAGUGUCUGGAUCAGCUAAUUGAGAGACUGCUUCAAUCAGCAGAUGAAGAGGCCAUUGCUGAAUUUUUGGAUGAACACCUUCAAUCAGUGAAAUAAAUGUGGCUUAUCAUUUAUUGUUAUAUAAAUGAAGUGGACUUUGAUAAAGAAACAGGUGUGGAAAUCUAAAUGAAUAUUCAUAAAGUAUAGAUGUACCCACAUAGUUUUUAUAGAAAUCAUUUUAAUGAAAGAAACUCACGUUUUUUGACAUAGAGAUUUAUUUUAGGUCUCAAGUAAAUAAUUCAGCUCUCCAAAUAGAAGAUAAGCUUGUAACAUCAAAAAGAAAAAUAAAAUAUUGAGAAUUGAUUGUAUAAGAUGAAUCAACUGUUUCUUUUAGGCCUUUUGAAAAGCCAUAAGCAUUUUCGUCAAAAGGGAGUCUAGGUAUGAGUCAUCCUGCCUAACUUAUAUAAAAUUCA
Apodemus sylvaticus (European woodmouse) is the source of this 2127-nucleotide messenger RNA. RefSeq names its product mitochondrial translation release factor 1 (gene Mtrf1). The transcript has 11 exons. NCBI's taxonomy places the organism in Eukaryota, Metazoa, Chordata, Mammalia, Rodentia, Muridae. Gene Ontology annotation, molecular function: translation release factor activity. The coding region runs from base 431 to 1771 and encodes 446 amino acids. Gene Ontology annotation, biological process: translational termination. The record is from RefSeq and is a predicted model, not a curated record.